Molecule: messenger RNA, 579 nt
Organism: Purpureocillium lilacinum
Lineage: Eukaryota; Fungi; Ascomycota; Sordariomycetes; Hypocreales; Ophiocordycipitaceae
Source: RefSeq, a predicted model, not a curated record
AUGGUGAUUGGCGGCGUGGAGUACCAGUAUGCUCCUGCGCUGUACGAAAAUGGCUGGAAAGUUCGUUUUCCGCCCACUGACGACGGCAACGGUUUGCCAGCAACGAGAGUCGAGUUCGCGGCUCUCCCGUCGUCCAACGUGAUGGACCUGGACGGCCACCACAUCAAAUUCUACGACGCGCCACACGGCGACACUGACGCCAAUUCAUUUUUGCACCUGCCUGAAUUGGGACUCGUGGUAGCUGGUGAUAUUGUGUAUAACGGGGACUGCCACCAGUGGCUUGGCGAGGCUUCCACGUCGGAGAAACGAGCAAGAUGGUUGGAAGCUCUGUCGCAGAUUGGGGCGCUGAAUCCAAAGACAGUUGUACCUGGGCAUACGUUUACACCUGCGCUGGAAGCGAACGAAGCGAUUGCUCGGUCCAUGCUCGAGAGCACCAAGGAAUAUAUUCAGAGGUUUGAGGAGGAACUGAAGAAGGUUGAGACUAAGGAGGAAUUGUUCGAAAGGAUGCAGUCGUGGCAGCCACGGUGGAACACUGUCCUUCUGAUCCAAGGUUGCGCGGCUAACAUACGAGCCAAGUGA